GAAUGAUACAGAUGUAUCGGCAUCUUCUCUUUGCCCUAAAUCCCGCGAUCUGCGGUCUCUCCCCGUCGCCGGACCUCCCUGCCGCGCCUCCUUCGGCGCUCCUCCUUCUCCACACCCUCUGUCCCCCGAAACUUGCUGUUCUUCCAUUGUCUGCACGAUCGCUCUCGGCCACCGGUGGCCUUCUUCGUAGAACAGAUAUGGAGAAAUGGAUACAUCAAAUUGAAGAAUGGAUUCAUCAGCAGCCCAUAGAGCAACUCUAUGUUGCUUUCGCUGUUCUAGUCUUCACAUUUGUUUUCUUUGGGUUGUUUCGUAUCUUGAGACGCUCAAAGUCCAAUACCAUAGUGCUUGUUGGCUUAAGUGGUAGUGGAAAAACUGUUCUUUUUUACCAGCUUCGUGAUGGCUCCCCGCAUCUUGGUACUGUUACAUCAAUGGAACCAAAUGAUGGUACUUUUAUGCUGCACUCUGAGCUGGAAAAGAAGGGAAAACUAAAUCCAGUUCAUUUGAUUGAUGUUCCUGGGCAUUCACGACUGAGACCAAAGCUUGAUGAAUUCUUGCCUCAUGCGGCUGGAGUCAUUUUUGUUGUGGACAGUUUAGAUUUCUUACCAAAUUGCCGAGCGGCUGCUGAGUAUUUGUAUGAUGUACUGACAAAGGCAAUCAUAGUGAAGCGAAGAAUACCCAUUUUGAUAUUGUGCAACAAGGCAGACAAAGUGACGGCACAUUCCAAGGAAUUUAUUAGAAAACAGUUGGAGAAGGAAAUAGACAAGCUUCGUACCUCAAGAAGUGCAAUUUCAACUGCUGAUAUAACCAGUGACUAUACCCUUGGGGUUCCCGGAGAAGCAUUUUCGUUUUCUCAUUGUCAAAACAAGGUGACGGUAGCUGAUGCAUCUGGGCUAACGGGAGAGAUCUCCCAGGUCGAGCAGUUCAUCAGAGAGCUAGUGAGGCCAUAAUUGAUUCUGUUGACAUUCGCUUUUUGACCCCUUUGAGACGCUGAGACCUUAAUAAACCAUGCAGCUUGAACUCCCAUGCCAUCAUCAUAUCAUAUAUCAGAGUUGAGGAUUUUCUAGACACUCUUAAUGCUGAAGAACUGCUCUCAUGCAUAACUCAUUUGCCUUGAGUGUCCAUUUUCUUUGAUGUAGAGUAUCCAUUCUAAGCUCAUUUGCCUUGGUUGAAAGCUGAUGCAGUUCUGUAAUGUGUUUUGAGGACUGCAAAUUCUUUAGCUUAUGGUUUCUGCUGUCAA
Messenger RNA from Musa acuminata AAA Group (dessert banana), 1237 nucleotides. RefSeq lists its product as uncharacterized. The coding region runs from base 3 to 947 and encodes 314 amino acids. Lineage: Eukaryota; Viridiplantae; Streptophyta; Magnoliopsida; Zingiberales; Musaceae. Gene Ontology annotation, cellular component: signal recognition particle receptor complex. The transcript is spliced from 7 exons. Gene Ontology annotation, biological process: protein targeting to ER. The record is from RefSeq and is a predicted model, not a curated record.